Molecule: messenger RNA, 1788 nt
Organism: Porites evermanni
Lineage: Eukaryota; Metazoa; Cnidaria; Anthozoa; Scleractinia; Poritidae
Source: the annotation of a GenBank genome assembly
AUGCGGCGAAACAGCGAAUCGUCGCAAUAUCACGAUGAAACUCCUCGCAGAAGAGUUCGCAGGACGCCUUCUCAUGACUUGGAAAGACAUCAUAGCAAUGAUAUUAAAGUGGCCAGGUCGUUGGAUGGUGUAGAAAAUGUGCCGACCUCGCCUUACUCGCAAGCCUCAUUUCAAUAUCUAGGACCUCAUGGAGCCAGUUCGACUCCAAGUCCGACUCGAUCGGUGCAACCUGUUAGCCCUCAUAGAAGCGUGAGCUACCAUGGAUUCCAGCGUAGUUUUAGUCAGCCUGUGGGGUCAACAGGAGAAAUGUCUCCCUGUUCCCCAUUUCCUCACCCAGUUGUUUCGCCAUCACAUUACCAGUCUUCUUCACCAAUGCAUGUGUCCCCAGCUCUGUCUCCUUCAGCUCUCCCUUCCACGCCUUCAUGCGCAACACCUAGUAGUGUAACAUACACGCUUUCUCGUGGUCCAGGCUCAAUGAGUCCCAGAGGCUCAAGUUUAAAAACUCCUGAAUUUUAUGCAGGGAUGCCAGAUGCAUCUCAGUUAAGUCCUGCGGAUCCGAACUUUACAGUUCCUUAUUCAUCUGAACCUUUCUCUAAUCCCAGGGAUCAGUUUGUUUACAGUGGGGGAAGUCCCUCUCAAGGCGGCACCAUUCAUCAUCUCGGGUACAACACAUCUCACAGGACACAGUCAUUACAGAAUCCAGCACUAUUUACAAAUCAGUUGUCACCUGGUCGAAAUCAACCCACAGGAAAUGCUUUGAAUCCUCAUGGUUCAGUCAGUGUUAGCAGAAAUCAUGGUGUAGCAAACAGGGGAGAUAAAUCUCCCGGAUUCCCUGUAUCAUCUGAUUUACUUGAAACAGGAAAGUUACGACAGCUUGUAAUUGGAUAUUAUAAUGGAGAAAUUGAAACCUUAAAGGCAAAUUAUCGUGAGAAGCUACAAGAGUUGUUUUUUCUUCAAAGUGGAGGCAAUAUGAUGGAUUUCUUAAUAUGGAAAAAGAGGCCAAGUCCACAAUUUUUACAGUUUCUCAACUCAAAUCGCUUGGAUGAUACAUCUGGUAUGAAUCCUUCACUUACUGCAAUGACUGUGUCGCCAUCUUCUAGGUUACCACAAAGUUUUAUGUGGCCUCAGCAACAAGCAGAUGCUAGCAAUGCUGGUGUUACAGACUUGACUGCAUUGCAAAGACAAGUUCAUGAACAAGCUGGUCUUGAUCCUCGAAAAUCAGUGCCAGGCAAUUUCAAUGCAAAUUCUAAUUAUAACCCCCAAAUUUCUGAUGGAAUUGCACCUAAUGUUUCUCCAUUUACUGGAAACCAACCUCUUUCAAGAACAAAUGUAGUCAGCAACCCUCCUCCAUUUUCUAGGUCAAUGUCAUUACCAAAUCCUCCUCUAGAAAUGCAUGUUCCGUCUGGCCAUGGGACCAAUCAUUUCGAAAGUAAUCAUGCAGCAGUAGGCACAGUGGCCAAAAGCCAUGUGUCUGGUGUCAGUGCAGUUCAAUCUGGAGUGCCAAAUCAGGCAAUAUCUAAUGGACCUACUGUGCAUCCUCAUGGAGCGAGAAGCACCAGAGGACAAUCGUUAUCCUCCAUGCUUGAACAGUCUUUCAGCAGUACAGAGGAUAUUGCCGUAGAAGCAAAGAAAGAGGCAGAAGUACUCAAAAGAGUUUCUGAACUGCGUAAGGAAGGUCUCUGGUCUUUGACCCGUCUCCCUAAAGUCAAGGAAUCAGAUAGGUGUAAAGCACACUGGGACUAUCUCCUUGAAGAGAUGACCUGGUUAGCAACUGACUUUGUGCAGGAA